AUGGCGGGGAAUUUCGGAGAUGCCGCGGGUGGGUUCCGCCACAACGAGGUGGUCAGUUUCAUCAACAACGAAGUCCUCCUGAACGGGGGCGGCCCCGAUUUCUACACGACGCUCCGCUCGCAGUCCUGGAACGAGAUCGAGGACCGGCUCCAGGCCGUCCUGACUGACCCGCAGGUGCCGCGCAUGCGCCAGAGGGCCUGCGCCUGGAGCGCGCUCGCCUUGGGCGUGCGCGUGGCCGCGAGGCAGUACGAGCACCAAGUGCACCGGAUCCAGCAGCUGCAGAACCAGGUGGAGGAGCGCAAGACCAUCUCCUGGGCUCUGACUUCUCAGCUGCGGCAGAUGCUCAAGGAGCGGGACCAGGCGGCCUCAAAACUACAAGGUAUACUGACUGCCCUCCAGCAGGCGAAGGGAGAACGUGAUACGUUGUCCCGGAGACUGAACCAGGUGAAGGUGUCCACUCCCAUCAAGGCGCUGCCUCAGGCAGUCCAGCCUGUGCGGAGAGACCAGCCGUCUAAGGCCCCGCCAUGGCCCAUGACUGCAGAGAAGCAGGGCAAGAUGGCGGCUACGGGAGCACACAACACGCCACUUUUGAAAACCCCGGUGGCAGCCCUGGGGGGUAAGCUUUGCCAGUCGGGAAACCCAAGUACCUGGGCCCCAGCCAUACAACCGCUUCUGCCAAUACUAGCACCAGGUCUAUUGCCAGUCCGUGCGCCAUUACUACCAACACCAAGAGUCAGGAAAGCAGAAGGUGCAGUGGCAGGAACUGUGACAACAGCAGUCCGUGCGCCAUUACUACCAACACCAAGAGUCAAAGCAGAAGGCGCAGUGGCAGGAACUAUGACGGCAGCUGUCCGUGCGCCAUUACUACCAACACCAAGAGUCAGGAAAGCAGAAGGCGCAGUGGCAGGAACUGUGACAGUAGUAACAGCAGCAGCAGCAGCAGCAGCAGCAAUACCCAAGAUACCUCCUCUUCUCAGAAUUUACUCACCUGACUUCUGUGCUGCAGUGGGGGCCCAGAAGAAGAUAGCUUCCCUGUCUGACCAGAGAGUAUAUCCAGUGAUGCCACAGAAGUAUCUCCUGGGGAACAGCAAGAGCCAGGGUCAAGAAAAAGGUCCAGUGAUGCCCCAGGGUUACUACUUCCUGGGGAACAGCAAUAGCCUUAGUAAGGCAAAAGGUCCAGUGGUGCCCCAGUGGAAGUACUCCCUGGGCAACAGCAAAAGCCAUGGCCAAGGAAAAGGUCAACUGAUGCUCAAAUGCCCAGAGAAACAACAGCCUCAGGGGCAGAAGGCCAAGCAAGCAAAAGGGAUAAGAGCUUCAGAAUUCCAGCACCAGGGGAUGACUGCCUCACCCAACAAUAGACAGAAUUGGGACUGCUCAUGGUGUAAAAUGAUUAAUUAUUCCUGGUGCAAGUUCUGUUGUAAAUGCAAGAAAGUCCGUAUGGCAGUUCAGAGUGGAGGCCUGCGCCCAUGA
Molecule: messenger RNA, 1470 nt
Organism: Pipistrellus nathusii (Nathusius's pipistrelle)
Lineage: Eukaryota; Metazoa; Chordata; Mammalia; Chiroptera; Vespertilionidae
Source: the annotation of a GenBank genome assembly